Messenger RNA from Dimorphilus gyrociliatus, 3205 nucleotides. The record is from the annotation of a GenBank genome assembly. NCBI's taxonomy places the organism in Eukaryota, Metazoa, Annelida, Polychaeta, Dinophilidae.
GCAUUUGCUCAUGAGAAAUGUCAGCGAAUUAUUGAUAUGAUCACGUUAUACCGAUAAAGAUGAGUAACAGUCGCCAAACAAAAAUUCUUUUUCUCGACGGAACAGAAAUAAAUGUACUCAUUCAACCGUCUCUCUCAUCUCGCGACCUUCUUGAUAUGGUCUUUUCUCACCUUCAUAUUAAAACGGAUAAAUCAUAUUUCGGUAUAUUUUGGAAAGAUAGUUGCAAUCAAAAGCACUGGUUAGAUCUAGAAAGAAAUGUUCUGGACCAAGAACUUCCCCCUAAUAAGAGUUUGUUGUUAUUCUUCGGUGUUCGAUUCUUUUGCGAAAGUUUUACUUGUCUCUCAGAGGAUUCAUCGGUUUUAGCCUUAUUUUACCAGAUUGUUAGGAAUUUGCACUCAAAGGAGCUAUGCUUUGCCAAAGGACCUCUUUUAUACGAAACUUAUGCUCACAUCCUUCAAGCUUUACAUGGUGAUUAUAAAGAAGGAAUUGAACACGAAAUUCCAGAUGACCUAGUUGAUGUUGUUAUUGAGCAAUGGCGGGGCCUAAAGGAUUGCUCGAGAGGAAAAGCUGUCGUUUUAACUAUUCAAAAUGCUGAGAAUUCACCUUCCUAUGGAAUGCACUAUUUUCAAGUUAAGGAUAAACAAAAUAAUUUACAUUGGUUAGGUGUUAGUCAUAAAGGCAUUGGACAGUUUGAUUAUGAAAAUAGGACUAUUGUGACUAAGAUGUUUACUUGGAAGCAGCUCGAGAAUCUCUACUAUCGCGAAAAGAAGUUUUCAAUAGAAGUUCACGAUUCCAAAAGACUGGUGCAGUCAAAAAGUACGUAUAACAUUUAUGAGGAAACACAAGUGCCAGAGCGUUACCAUGGUCAUAUUCAUUCGUCUUGUGACGAAUUAUCAACAGCCAUUAAUGAACCUACAACACAGGUGUCAACUAGUCGACGAACGUUCUCAAGCGGUUCUGUUUAUGUUCACGCUUGGUUUACGAAUUCAUUGAGUUUAACUAAGAAUAUUUGGCAAACGGCAAUAGAACAACACAAGCACUACUUGAGACCGGAAAACUUUCAGGGUUUCGCCACUAGAACAAAUGAAGAAAUCGUUAAAAGUUUAGAUCGAGCUAAAUUUGUAGCCGUUGGUAAAUAUUCUAAAGCCGUUAUGAAUAUUGAAACGCUAACUCCAGAAGAGAGAAAGGAACGAAAAAUUGAACUGGAGAAACGGAAAUUGAUGCUUGAAGAGAAGCUAAAGCAGAGGUUGGAAGAAUUAAAAGCAAGCUGUAUAGAGGAAUAUGAGUUGACGGGUCAUUUACCAAAGGAAUAUCCUGGUGAUUCAGAAGCAAUACUACAGAAGAAAGUUGGAACGUUGUUUCCCUUUCCUCCGAAAUUGUUUAGUGACCAUGCCGACAUCGUUGUGAAUGAAUUGGAAAAGAAAGUUGAAAUCGUUAAGUCUGUUGUUGCUGCUAAUAAAAAAGUAUAUAAAGAGUCUAAAGGAACUAUUAGAAGGAAACAUAAGUUCACUUUUAAGACGAGUGCCAGCGAACUAAGGAAAUUGGAAGAUAGAUUAAAUAACUUGAAAAUCAAAAAAGGCCAAAAAGCAGUUCAUGUCUCGAAGUCCGUUGAAGAUUUUAGUGAUGACGAUUCCUUGGAUGAUUUAGUUAGUCCUCGUGACUCACCAGCUCUUGGAAGAGAAAAUAUUACUAGAUGUUCGCCUAGAGUGAGUAAAACUAAGAUGGAGAAACAAAUGUUAAUUUAAUGACUAACACCCUUUCGCUUCUCUUUAAAAUUAAAUUGGAAAUUUUUGUUAAACUAACAACUGCUUUUUAUUUAUCCACCCACAGAGCUCUUCUCCUGAACAAGUCGUUGUUACCUAUGCAAGGUACCCUGCAAUUAAGGGUAAUAAGCAGCCCGAAACCCCAAGGGUUGAAUACGUUGAAUUGACCUCUAGUUGUAAAGCAAAAAAGAAUGGCUCUUCUUCAACACCCUCAUCUUCUCCCUGUAUAACUCCUUCAACUUCUUUUAAUUCUCCACCCCAGGUUCAGUCUCAUAAUCUCCCCUCCCCUAACGAAUCUCCCCCUCCCCAAAACAUUAAUCCAGAAAAGAACGCUGGGUACAAACCAUACUUGCCUUCCCACCGUCCGAAAUAUCGAAUACAACAGUACCCAACCAUAUCGCAGCGAUACAUCGAACAUGUAGUUGAGCCUCCUCAGUAUCCCAUUAGAGUCGAACACUCUUAUAGGCCUCAACACGCUGCUUUACAGCAGAUUGAAGCGAACGGAUCAUAUACAGAGCCAAAGCAGUUAAAUAUGGAAUACGAGAGUAAUCGAGUUUGUUCUUCUACUUGCAAUGAUCACGUGAUAGUUAAGAGGUAUCAAGACUGUGUGGAGGUUUUUAGACCUUUCCUAUCCUCUGAUGUCGCUAAAUAUAGCGAGAGCAGGCGCCGCCAAAUGUCACCCAUUUCUCCAGACAAUGUUCAAAAAGUACACCAGUAUGCACCGCCCGAAUUGUUAAAGUGCGAGCCAGUGCGGUCUCCGACAAACAGUUUUGAGAAAACAUUCGGAGAUCUGGAUAUGAGCUGCCAGAGCGAUGCUUUUAAAUCAGAGAUGAUGAACUGGUUAACGGAUAGGAAUCAACAAACACCCGAUUCAACGCUCGUCUAAAUAAGAGGAAAUGAGAGGAAGAAAAUUCUUUCAGGGACUGUUUUCUUUUCUCUUUUUUUGUUUGUUUGCCAUAAGCGUUUUUUUCUUUUUUUUAAAAUGGGCAGAGACUAAAAUUUCGUUUGAUUCAUGAAUAAUUUUAAUUGGAAAAAAAACAGCAAAUUUUUUUUUUAAAGUUUCUAAUAAAAUUGUUUUGUUCACGUUUACCAUUAAAAAACAACAAUUAUCUCCGUGUUUACGAUAAAUCUUUGCUUUGGCAUAGAUGUUCUUCUUAAGUAUUAAAAAAAUAUACGCUUUAAUACGGUAAUCUAUACUAGGUAACCUAGAGAUCUAAUUGUUUAAAUUCCAUAUUAAAAUUGCUUGUAGUUUAAGACUAAAAUGAGUACAGACUAUUCCAUUAUCCUUGAGAAGUUCACUAAUGUUUGUCUGAAAUAAUUUGCAAGUAGUUAAUUCUAAAAGGACUUUGUUACUAUUGUUAUACAUAUACACAUAAACACGAUAACUUAAUUAUUACACACAAAUUUAGCGAGUUUAUUUUUAGUUAUUCUCUUGUUUUGUA